AGCCAAACUACUCGCCUUCCUAGGAAUUACUUGCACGCACCCACUUCUUCCUAUCCUACAGCCGUCUUGCGCAUGAGCUCAAUUCUCUGGAAAAAAUAUUUCAAAUUCCGGUUGCAUAUACCAUCUUAACACAGACAGACUUCAAUGGCAACAUUUGGGUGCAAUGACACUGAUGCGAAGAAAACUGAAGUCAAAAGCUUGCAGGUUCUUAGACCUGUGGGUUCCCAAGGCGGAGGAACUGACGGACUUCCUUAUCUGUACCAUCGACCAAUGCACAAAGGUCUAGCAAAGGCAGAUGAUGAUUAUGUCACCGAGGCAUUCAAACAACUUCCUAUGCCAGAUCAAGAGAAACUUAUAGAAGAACUUUCUAACCAGCUUCAUCAAGAUGUUAUGGUUGAAAAGUUGUUCGACGAGAGUGAAGAAGCUUAUAGACUGAGAUGUUUCACAGAGCUGCGUAUGAAGCUUCCAUCGGAUAGCCGCCAAGGUUUCAAUAACGAAUUUCGCCGGAGAUACUAUUCAAUCAGAGGGUUGCCAUUGAAGCUUCCCUUUAAUAGCUACAAUAGAUUCGAGAAUAAUUACAAUCAUUGUUAUCCUUGCAAUAUUAUAGGCACACUAGUUUCUGGAACAAUUGUUUCUGGGAUAUGUGAAGGAUUUGGUCAGCAGAUCGUUCAACAGAUUUUUGAAGGUAUAGUAGGUGGAAGUGAAGAGUCUUCUUUAACACUGGAGUUCUUCAAGGUGAAAACCCUGGAUUUGCGAGGAGCAAACGAAGUGGGAACCGGUACGACUUCUACAACCACUCGGUAAAAAUAGCAGGCUAUGGAAGGACGUUACAAAUUUGAUCGUGGCAAUCAAAUAGAUAUGGUAGCUUUGGUGAGAAUCUGAGACUGUACUUUUGAUGUUUCUCCUAGAGGUCUUUUGUUGCUCUUAUGAAGCCUUCAGGAUGAUUUUGAUUCUAUCUGUAUGAAGUAAUACCUAUAAACUACUAAUUAUUGUAAGACGUGAAAUAUAUUUAUUGUAACACAGGAUGAGAUUUUAAUUCUAUGAUAAAUUUGUGAUUAUA
Molecule: messenger RNA, 1060 nt
Organism: Populus nigra (black poplar)
Lineage: Eukaryota; Viridiplantae; Streptophyta; Magnoliopsida; Malpighiales; Salicaceae
Exons: 2
Coding region: 145-804 (219 amino acids)
Source: RefSeq, a predicted model, not a curated record